Messenger RNA from Pseudocercospora fijiensis CIRAD86, 645 nucleotides. RefSeq lists its product as uncharacterized. The transcript is spliced from 3 exons. The coding region runs from base 1 to 645 and encodes 214 amino acids. NCBI's taxonomy places the organism in Eukaryota, Fungi, Ascomycota, Dothideomycetes, Mycosphaerellales, Mycosphaerellaceae. The record is from RefSeq and is a predicted model, not a curated record.
AUGCUUAGCUUUUGCUUCGUUCAACAGGGUCAAGCCUGGUUCUGGGACGCCUUCCCCGGCUUCGCUACCAGCUCUGUUUCCAAUGAUAGUGAGCGAGCGAAAGGCCGAGUGGCGACAGCAACACUCAAGAAAGGUUGUUGUAUUAGCCAAGUCCAGCGCACCACUAUCGGCGCAGGUACACAGCAACGAAGUUUAAAACUCGUCCGCGAUACCGUUUCGAGAAAAGCCAAUCUCCAGCACAGACUUUCGCGUGACACGCGUGGCAGGGAUGGUGUGGAUGAUUUUGACAUUAUCGUCUCACUAUUGGCUCUACAGCCUCUACUGUUUGACCUCACGUCUUGCAAGUGUCUCCAACCACAUGCUCACGUUGUGUUCAACUUGUGCGAAGGCGAAUCUACAAGUCGUGAGGGGUCCACGGUAGAGCUGACUGCCGUGUCUCGUGGCCAAUGGCAAACGCAGGUGCUAUGGCGACCGGGUUGGCUGGGUGCAGGAAUUGCAUGCAAACAGCAGCAGCAAUUCGUGAUACUCGACUACGUGCAGCCUGUGCCUGGGCCGUCAGUCCGCCAUCAGGAUGUUCCCAAAGCUUUGCAAGGCUCAUCUAGCCACGAACUUGCUCUCGAAGCCUGGCAAGAUUAUCAAAAAUGA